GAAUUAUAAAUUGAAAACAAAAUUGAAUUCCCAAUUAAGUACUAAAAAAUACGCAUAUUCGGGAAUUUUAUCAUUAAUAAGUGAAGAGCAAAAAUAAAUAUGAGCCAAGAAAGUGCUGCUGAUAUUCAACAUAAAACUCAUAUUGAGAGUCUUGAUCGAGAAUUUCAGCGGAACAUUCACAUCUUGGAGCACUCUAUGGAAUCAAUUAAUUGUAUGGAGAAACCAUUAGCAAGUGAAUGGAUUUAUAAAUUAAAGGCAUUCCCCCCAAAUCUCAGUGAAGCUCUUGCUCGAAAUUUUAUUGUCAAAUAUUUACUGCGCCAAACAAAUAAGCGCAAUGUUGUAAAUUGGAAUUUAUUUAGCAAUCCUCCUCACAGCCAAAGCGGUCUAUAUAUCCAAAGUUCUAUGCCCCAAAAGAAGUCCAAGAAGAAAGUGAUCAAAAGGUUACUUGGCAGUUCAUAUGAUAACGGCAAUUUCUUAAGUCAGCUUCCAGUUCCACGUGAUGGAGCCAUAUUUGUGUUACAGCUUAGUCCCAAUUUUUAAAAAUACGAAUUCCAAACUAUUUUUUUACACGCUGGGCAUUGAGAAACUAUAAUUGGUUGCAUAACA
Molecule: messenger RNA, 606 nt
Organism: Drosophila busckii
Lineage: Eukaryota; Metazoa; Arthropoda; Insecta; Diptera; Drosophilidae
Exons: 2
Coding region: 100-540 (146 amino acids)
Source: RefSeq, a predicted model, not a curated record